Molecule: messenger RNA, 3566 nt
Organism: Anolis sagrei ordinatus
Lineage: Eukaryota; Metazoa; Chordata; Lepidosauria; Squamata; Anolidae
Gene: NEURL1
Product: neuralized E3 ubiquitin protein ligase 1
Biological process (GO): negative regulation of Notch signaling pathway
Cellular component (GO): plasma membrane; postsynaptic density
Molecular function (GO): ubiquitin protein ligase activity
Source: RefSeq, a predicted model, not a curated record
UGCUUACUGCUGAGCCUGAGAGGGUCAGAAAGUGGGUGGAGGCUGAUCGCAGGCUUCUGUCGUUCUGUUCAUGAGUGUGUAUUUAUGGAGAGUCAUUAAACCUCCCUGUGUCGGAGGAGCGUGCAUUUCUCUUGUGUGCUGACAAUGCCUGCAUGCUCCGAGCUCUGCAUCUCUGCCCAGUGAGAGAGGAAACUGCAAGGUAGCCAAGCCACCUUGCGCAGUACGAUGGGGGGACAGCUAACCAGAAGCACUCUAUACGACUCCAUAGGCGGUCCAUUUCCUGCUUCUUCCCACCGAUGCCACCACAAACAGAAACACUGCCUGCCCAUCCCACAGUGUGGAGCCCUCUCAAUCAGCCCAUUGCUUUUCCACCCCCACACCAAAGGGUCGCAGAUCAUCAUGGACACCACACAGAAGGCAGUCAAGCGCCAGGCUUCCUUCUGCAAUGCCAUCACCUUCAGCAACAGGCCAAUUGUCAUCUAUGAGCAAGUCAGGCUCAAGAUCACAAAGAAGCAGUGCUGUUGGAGUGGGGCGCUUCGACUUGGAUUUACCUCCAAGGAUCCCUCUAGGAUUAACCCAGAAACCCUACCCAAAUAUGCCUGUCCAGACCUGGUUUCGCAAAGUGGAUUCUGGGCCAAGGCUCUCCCAGAAGAAUUUGCAAACGAAGGAAACAUCAUAGCCUUCUGGGUGGACAAAAAGGGGCGCGUAUUUUAUCGGGUGAAUGACUCUGCUGCCAUGUUGUUCUUCAGUGGAGUAAGGACCACCGAACCACUGUGGGCCUUGAUCGAUGUGUACGGACUCACGCGUGGAGUGCAGUUACUCGAUAGUGAACUUAUUCCUCCUGAUUGUCUCCGUCCGAGAUCCUUCACAGCUAUCCGCCGGCCUUCCUUGCGCAGAGAGACCGAGGACACUCGUCUGUCUGUGAGCCUCUGUGACCUCAACCUCCAGGAAGAGAACUUCCAUGUCAUGGCUGCCAUGUGUCCUAUCCCACAGAACUCCCUCAACUCUCAACAUUCCCACCUCCUCCCAUCCCAGCUUGAAAGUGACCUCCGCUUUCAUCAGCUCAGGGGAGCCCACAUUAAAAUUCUGGACGACCAGACCGUGGCCCGUUUGGAGCACGCUCGCGAAGAGAGAACUUUGGUCUUCACCAACAGGCCCCUUAGAAUCAAUGAGACAAUAUUUGUCAAAAUUAACAAAUCCAACACCUCACGUACUGGGACACUGUCUUAUGGAGUGACCACUUGUGAUCCUAGCACCUUGAGGCCCAGUGAUCUUCCAUAUAAUCCCGAGUCUUUGGUUGAUCGAAAAGAGUUCUGGGCUGUUUGUAGAGUGCUGGUACCUCUCCAGAGUGGGGACAUUUUGGGAUUCAUGGUGAAUUCAGAAGGUGAACUGCAUUUGAGCCACAAUGGAGCAAACACUGGCAUGCAAGUGUGUGUGGACUGUUCCCAACCACUUUGGAUGUUCUUUGGUUUACAUGGAGCAGUAAUGCAAAUACGUGUCCUUGGUUCCACUCUUAUGGCUGAGCGAUUGGGCCCAUCUGCACCAAGCUCACCAACCUCAUCUCCAAACUCACCCUCCGUCCUCUGCAGUGGUGUUUCUGAUCCUGUUCUGAGCACAUGUGGUUCUGGCCCACUUGGCAGCUCACUCAGUGGCACGGCUCCAAACUCUCCAGUCAGCAUGCCGGAAUCCCCUCUUUCCCCUUCCAUCUCAGGGUCCUGGAACGAUGAAUGCACCAUCUGCUAUGAGAACAUGGUGGACACCGUGAUUUAUUCCUGUGGACAUAUGUGUCUGUGCUACACAUGCGGGCUCAAACUCAAGAAGAUGGCCAAUGCCUGCUGUCCUAUCUGCAGACGUGCCAUCAAGGACAUCAUCAAGACCUAUCGCAGCACUUAGGACAGGUUGACAUAAAGGGUAGGGAUUGGGGAGAUGGUAUCGAUGAGAAUGAACCUAACCAGGCUAAAUGGGAAGGGGUUUUCUUCGUCGCCAGUUGUCCCCACCCUUACACUUGUAGCUAAUUUGGAACAUGGCUACCUAUGGGUAAAGCCCAGAAAUCUGAGGGCUAAAGAUUUCUUCCUGGCAAAGAGUUACUGCCAAUAACAUACAUAAGGAGCCAGAAAGGUUUGGCUGCAGUGCUCCUCUUCCUGGGUUUCCUCUUCCUGUAAUUUCUCUGCCCUUUUGUCCCAUUGAGAUGCUGCAAAGGUCAAAAGAGAAAGGGAUUCUCUUUUGUUAUAAAUGUGUGAAUGAAUUUAAAAUUUGGGAACCACCUAGAGCAGAGAAGAAACAAGUCAUUUAAGUACUGGAACCACCUUGGGGAAGUACGAAGUCCCAUAGGGAAUAUUUUACCCAAAUUUCCAGUCAGCUGGACUGGAAAGAACUGUUAGUAACAGCUGUCAUGAAGGUACAUCGGUGGCAACUGGAUUGACUCCAUUACCCCUCUCCAAUGCUAUGUGGUAUGUGCUGCUGCUUCUAAGGAAGGCAAUCUUUGGGUGUGUCAUUUUCCUGUUAUGUGUCACAUACAGGAAUGCCUACUUUUAAUUGAACAUCUUCAAAUUUUACUUUCCACAAAUACUUCCUUUUUAUUCUUUAGUACAUCCUUAGCAGAUGUCCCUCUUUUUUAUCAUACAACAUCAUCUCCUUCAUCGAUGUUUCUCAAGCCCUCCGUCUUUUCUUUUUUUAAGUGUUGCUCCAGAAAAUCACUUUCAAUGGCCAUAGAGGUGCCUUCACAUCUACUUUCAGAAAAUGAUGGAGCACAUUAUCAAAGCCAUAAGAAGGAAGGCUCUCCAUCAGGUCACUGGACAUGUAUCCUAGCUUUGGAGGAAAGGAAUAUCACCAGUAAUUUAAGAAUCCUUGGUCAAACUGAAUGUACAACAGAGUUGAGUCUAUUUUGCUAUCAAGAAAGAGAUCAGAAUCAGAAGGAAUUUAUUUUACUUUUCAAAAAUGGUUUAAUGAAGGUUUUUUUAAGAAGAAUCACUCUUCUCCCCAACAUGUGAAGGACAAUGCUUUUGGCUUCUUGCUCCCACCACUGUGAAUAUGCUUGGUGCAACUGAAUUUUUGGCAUUUUCCCCAGUGUCUUGCUACAGCUGAUUAUGCUAUUCAUGGACAAGCACAAGGCCUCAUUUGUCAACGGCCCUUUGUUUUUGCUGAUCCAUAUGACAAACUCUAAAACAACUCUGGCCAUAUCAUCCCUUAGAGCCAAAUGGACUAAUGACUUUUGAUAUUGGACAUGGACCAGAGUUGGAAGAAACUCCAAGUUCCAGUUCUCAAUCUUAGCUCCCAAGUGUGGAUACCAUAGUGUUAAAUAAGGAACAGAUGGAUUAAGAGCAAGAAUCUAAGAGGGAAGUAGGUUCCUGGUGACCACCCUUCACCAAAAGUGUUAACAUUCAAAUGGGGAGUGGAUUUUCUCCUCACCAAAGAUAUGUCCUGCUAAUAUGUGGUACUGUGGUUUCAAAGUUAUAGCCUACUCAUGCCAGCCUGAGAAGGUGGAAAUCCUGUGUAUGUAGUUGCCCAUUGAUAAGGGAAAGGGAACAUGGAGAAAGGUAUUUCUAAGUGCCCCAAGUCCACCCAAA